GACUAUCAUUAAUGUCGUAGAAUGUCAGUAUUUUCUGACAUGCCAGCAACACUACUCGGUGAUCUAAUGUACUCUGAAAGAUACUGUAGAUUUUGGUUUGCAAACACGUCUGAGUACGUAGUGGUUUGAGUAUGAGCGUACACAACGCUAUACCUCUGCCAUAGGUGCUCACUCCACGGAUCUUCGCAAUCUAAAAUUUAAAACAAGAAAGACAGAGAAGGGACAUUUACAAUGGCUCACAUUUUGCAUAUAUUUGGAGCAUUCCUUUUGACAGCUGGAGUCAGCAAUGGCGCUAACGAACACGCCUUUGAGGUUAUGCAGACAGCUAACACAGUGUACGAGGGAGAAGAAUUUUUCGCCAUCGAAGCAAGACUUCGUUCGCUAUAUUCCGCCAGCGAAAAUUGGUGCCGAGACUACCAACAUCUGUGUGCCUCUUAUGGACUUCGGCCUACUGGCUGUGGCGAGUUCAGUACAGAGAUUGGUGCUGAGUAUGACGCGUGUAGAACAGAGUACAACUCUGACCCUUACAUCAACAGCGUCCUCAGCUGUCCUCCCAAUCGCAGGAUUUCAGAGGCUGUCAGCAUGGCGCUUCCGGUCUUCGCCACAAGUAGACGGACCUUCGGGUUCUACCGAUGUACGAGUGACAACUGUCAGAAGAACAUCUCCAUCAGCCAGGAAAGCCUUCACACAACCUCGGAUGCUCAAAACGACAGCAUCGUUUACACGUUGUGUAGUGGUACCUUCAAUGGUGCUACAACAAAUCCCACCACAACAACUGUGACACCUAGGACAGUCGCUGUAACGGAACAACGAACCCUCUCAAUGACCAACACAACGGUGCAACACAGUAGUGACGUAAUGACGAUUACAACCGCUUCGGAACAACACAGCAGUGACAACAGGGCAAUUACAACGACCUCUGCUAGUGCCAACACAACCGGACAACACAGCAGUGACAACAGGACAAUUACAACAACUCCGGCUACACCCACAGUCAACGCUACAGCUCUUUUGAGAAGUUCCAAUACAUCUUCCGUGACCGCAAACACCCCGGAUGUAACGACAACCCCAGUCAUCGCCAGUACUAUCACAACAGAGGGCGUGUAUAACUUGGUGAUGGAAGAAGUCGGACCGGACUUCCUCACAUUCUCUUGGAACGUUUCGGCGAACUUCUCGGUGUACAGUUAUCGCGUGCGCUACAGCAUGCUGGGAGGUUCGUACAAGGACCUGGCCCCCUCCCCGGCCGCGAGCGACACCAGGGCCUCCAUCCGGGGCCUCAUGCCUGCCACGCCUUACCAGGUCACAGUGACGUCAUACGGAAGAGACGGGCGACCUAAUUCUGAAGUCAGUAAGCUUCAGGUCACAGACAACAUCGUGGUGCACGUAUCAUGUGACCAGUCGCACAUGGAGGUGUCCUUCCCCUUUGCCUCCCUCCCUGGGGUUGACGUGGCGGGAAUGCAUCUCAUCAACUCCAGUUGCCUAGCAACGCUCAACGACACGCACGCCACCUUGCGGACAGGUCUGCAGGACUGCGGAACAAUUCAAGAGGUGUACGGACACGACAAGUUCAUCUUCACUAACAAGGCUAUCGCUGACGCAAUCGUCGACGAGAACGGUGUGGAGAGAGGCCAGCCGUUCAGUCGAACGUUCACCUGUACUCUCGUCCGUGUUUUCGACGUUACGUUUAGGAACGAGAUUUUGUACGUGGUCCCGGACUCUAGUGAGAUCAUUCGUCCUGAAGUGAAACUUUUGGACGGACUGGAGAUGAUCUACCCACCUACAUUUGCGAUCGAUAUCAAGGACGCCAACAAUACGUUUGUGUUCGACAUGCAUCUGUACACGUCCGAUGAUUUUGUGUACAAGUAUGAGACCCUGGACUACCCCGUACAGGUGCUGCCGUCCGAUCGGCUGUACUUCGGUCUAACAUCUCGGACCACGUUAACAAACAUGGAACUGUUCGCUCUGGACUGUCUGGCGACACCAACCGUAGACAUCAGCUCCGAACCCAAGAUUUAUAUCAUACGAAACGGUUGCCACGUCGAUCCGACUCUGCAGAUCCACAGUGAUGAGACCGACCCGUUAUCCUUGCACUUCUCGGUCAUAGCCUUCACUUUCCCGAACUCCACGGACAAUGUACUGUACCUGCACUGUACCAUGAUGCUUUGCAUGAUCGACGAUCCCAUAUCUCGCUGUGCGCAAGGGUGUAUACCAGCUGACCAACGGCGCAGGCGCAGAGGAGCCUCCUCUCAGGACCCGGAUGUUGACACCUGUCAGGGCUGUGAGCAUCAGACGGCGUCAAUCAGCCAAGGACCUCUGAUACUUCUCCCAGAAUCCAACUCGAAAGGUCUUUCUAUACGCUUCCUGAUUAUAAAAUUUAUGAAAGUUGUUUUCUUGGAGAUUCUGUUUGCGUUCGAACAGUGAUCUUGUUACAUCAAA
This is a messenger RNA of Branchiostoma floridae (Florida lancelet), 2436 nucleotides long. RefSeq lists its product as uncharacterized. Gene Ontology annotation, molecular function: protein binding. NCBI's taxonomy places the organism in Eukaryota, Metazoa, Chordata, Leptocardii, Amphioxiformes, Branchiostomatidae. The record is from RefSeq and is a predicted model, not a curated record. Bases 232 to 2421 code for a protein of 729 amino acids. The transcript is spliced from 13 exons.